Messenger RNA from Aplosporella prunicola CBS 121167, 2156 nucleotides. RefSeq lists its product as uncharacterized. The record is from RefSeq and is a predicted model, not a curated record. Gene Ontology annotation, biological process: maturation of LSU-rRNA from tricistronic rRNA transcript (SSU-rRNA, 5.8S rRNA, LSU-rRNA). Bases 384 to 1880 code for a protein of 498 amino acids. Lineage: Eukaryota; Fungi; Ascomycota; Dothideomycetes; Botryosphaeriales; Aplosporellaceae. Gene Ontology annotation, molecular function: ATP binding; RNA helicase activity; nucleic acid binding. Gene Ontology annotation, cellular component: nucleolus. The transcript has 2 exons.
CCACCCACCACCAUCCCCGCCUGCACUGGCGCACCAGACAAGGCACGCCCUCUCCCCUCACUAACCACCUAACCAACCAACCCACCAUUCACACCUCCACCAGGACCGCAGAUUGGGCAGCACCACACGUCUCGCUGCCGUAGUUACAACGGGGUGCAGAGCGUGGGCACCAAGAACGGGGUUUGGACUGGGUGCGCGCGAUGGUGUGCGGCGCCGACGGACAACUGGGUGACAGACGGGCUGGACCCUUUCACGUGCAGCGACAAUCGGGCCGAAGACAAUCCGCUCAGAAAAUAAUUCCGAACGAGCAAGAAAGAUAGUACCCAGCAGCGCAGAAGAAACUCAGCAGCGCCCGCGCAAACCACCACCACACGCCGCCGACGAUGGAUCCCGAACAGGAGCUUCAAGAAGGCACCAGCCUGCCAGCCGUGGGAGCCGACAACGCCAAGACGUUCGCCGACUUCGGGCUGGACGCGAAAACGCUCGCGGGCAUCGAGGCCAUGGGCCUGGGCGAUAAGGAACCCACCGAGAUCCAGAAGAAGGGCAUUCCGCCAGCGCUGGCGGGCAAGGACAUUCUGGGCGCCGCGAAGACGGGCUCCGGCAAGACGCUGGCGUUCCUCAUCCCCGCCGUCGAAAUGCUGCGCAACCUCAAGUUUAAGCCGCGCAACGGGACCGGCGUCGUGGUCAUCACGCCGACGCGUGAGCUGGCCCUGCAGAUUUUCGGCGUCGCGAAGGAGCUCAUGUCCCAGCACACGCAGACGUACGGCAUUGUCAUGGGCGGCGCGAACAAGUCGGCUGAGUCGCAGAAGCUCGAGAAGGGCAUCAACCUCAUUGUGGCCACCCCCGGCCGCCUGCUCGACCACUUGCGCGAUACCAAGGGCUUCGUCUUCCGCAACCUCAAGACCUUGAUCAUCGACGAGACGGACCGCCUGCUCGAGACGGGUUUCGAGGACGAACUCAGAGCCAUCAUCUCCAUUCUCCCCUCCGACCGCCAGACCCUUCUUUUCUCCGCCACCCAGUCGACCGAAGUCAAGGACCUCGCGCGCCUGUCUCUCAGGCCCUCGCCCAUGUACAUCAGCGCCGACCACUACGCGGAGCACAGCACUGCCCAGGGGCUGGUGGACCAGGGAUACAUUCUGUGCGAGGCCGACAAGCGGUUCUUGCUGCUCUUCGCGUUCCUGAAGAAGAACGUGCAGAAGAAGAAGAUCAUUGUCUUCUGCUCCAGCUGCAACGUCGUCCAGUACUUCACGGAGCUGCUCAACUACAUCGACAUCCCCGUCCUCGGUCUGCACGGCCAACACAAGCAGCAAAAGCGAACAAACACCUUCUACGAGUUCGUCAACGCAAAGCACGGCGCGCUGUUCUGCACCGACGUCGCGGCGCGCGGUCUCGAUAUCCCCGCCGUGGACUGGGUGAUCCAGUUCGACCCGCCCGACCACCCGCGCGAGUACAUCCACCGCGUCGGCCGCACGGCCCGCGGCGCCGACGCAACCGGCCGCUCGCUGAUCAUCCUGCAGCCGUCCGAAGUCGGCUUCGUCAAGCACCUGGUCGACGCCCGCAUCCCGCUGACCGAGUACAACAUGCCCAAGCUGCUGAACAUCCAGUCGCAGCUCGAGAAGCUCGUCUCCAGCAACUACUACCUGCACCAGGCGGCCAAGAACGGCUACAAGAGCUACAUUGCCGCCUACGCCGCCCACAGCCUGCGCUCCGUCUUCGACAUCAACAAGCUCGACCUCGUCAAGGUCGCUAAGGGCUUCGGCUUCACCGUCCCUCCCCGUAUCGAUCUCCAGCUCGGCUCCAGCAUGAGCAAGGACAAAUCCCAGAAGCGGAGGCCGUAUGGUAGCCAGCCGUCGCAAAAGCGCAGGAAGAUGUCCUCGUAGGCCGGCGCCCCAAAGGCUGUCAUGUCUGUAAAUCUAUAAUGUCUUAGACGUUUUGAGCCGUAGGGAGUCGCCAGGCAUGGGGCGCACGCUGCCGGCGUAGCACCGUGAAGCGCAUUCUAGCGCCGCCGCCUUCAUCGCCCAGAACUAGGGCAUGAAUGAGUUGAGCUGCCGCGCUCGUACUGCUUCAUCCGGAGGCGCUAGUCGUAAAGCGCCCUCCGCCUACACACGGCGGGAGCAAAGAAAACUCCAAGCUCAGCGACGACGGCCGUGAAAAAA